Crotalus tigris (Tiger rattlesnake) is the source of this 7154-nucleotide messenger RNA. RefSeq names its product neurexin 2 (gene NRXN2). The record is from RefSeq and is a predicted model, not a curated record. NCBI's taxonomy places the organism in Eukaryota, Metazoa, Chordata, Lepidosauria, Squamata, Viperidae. Bases 766 to 5832 code for a protein of 1688 amino acids. The transcript has 22 exons.
CGGCGACGGCGAAGGGAGCCGGAGUCCGGCGCGGGGGAGGGAAUCCCGCCGCCCGGCCGAAGCCUCCGGCGCCCGCUGGGGACAGCCGGGCCGAGGAGCGAGAGGAGGGGCGAGCCGGGGCGGGGCGGCGCUUUGGCGGCGGCGGCAGAGCCAGAGGAGGAGUCCGCUGCCGCCCCGGUUUGCAGCGGGAGCCGCGACCGUCUCCUCCUCCGAGCAGCCCGGGCGACAACCAGCAGCAGCAGCAGCAGCAGGAGGGCGACCACCGAGAGGGGCGCGACGGCCGCCCCCCGCCCCAAAUCCCCGCGCCGUCUCCGGAGCAUCCUCGGCCGGCGCAGCUCCGACCCGCCGCCCGUCUGGCUCCGCGCAGAUCUGAGCGUCUGACGAUGCGCAUUCCAGGCUGAGCUCAGAGCGCACCUGGAGGGCUUUCCCUCCAGUGAACCUUGAGGAGUUGCUGGUGGCAGGCAGCGGCCUUCUCUUUUGGGGGUGAAACUCGGCUCAGCUUGCCCGGCCGGCUGCGGACGAAGAUGCUGUAUGCCAGUCUGUGAGCGCCACCUUCCCUCUUGGGAAGGGGACCGAUGCAAAGGACUUCCGUGGCCCUCUCCUACGCAAGAAAUCUCGUCCCUUCCUUCCGCAGCCUCACGGGCUCUUUCGUCUAAGGAGCCGCCCUUGGACCCACCUUCCUCCUGCAGGGUUUUGCUCUCCUCCCGUCUCAUGAGGAUUUGAGGGUGUCCCCAAGGGGCCCCCCCGCUUGACCGUGGGCCUGCCAUGGCGAAGUCGGUCUGUUUGCUGGUGCCUCUGGCAUUGCUGGUGGGCUUGGUCCUGGGCCCCGGAGCCGGGGGAGCAGCCUUGGAGUUUGGGGGGGCGCCGGGGCAGUGGGCUCGCUACGCCCGGUGGGAUGCCAGUUCCUCCGGGGAGCUGAGCUUCAGCAUCAAGACCAACGUGUCCCGCGCUCUAGUCUUGUACCUGGACGAUGGGGGCAACUGUGACUUCCUGGAACUCUUGAUCUUGGAGGGGCGUUUCCGGCUGCGCUUCACCAUCUCCUGCGCGGAGCCGGCCAGCCUGCACCUGGAGACCCCCGUCAAUGACGACCGCUGGCACAUGGUGCUCCUGACCCGCAACUCCCGGGAGACCAUGCUGGUGGUGGACGGCGAAGCCCGGGUGGCCGAAGUUAAGUCGAAGCGGCGUGACAUGGCGGUGGAUAGCGAUCUCUUUGUGGGCGGCAUCCCGCCGGACGUCCGCCUGUCGGCCCUGACGCUCAGCACGGUCAAGUACGAGAUGCCCUUCCGCGGGAUGGUGGCAAACCUCAAAGUGGGAGACAUGCCCCCCGCCCUCCUGGGGAGCCAGGGCAUCCGCAGCGACAUGGAGUAUCUGUGCGCCAAGCAGAACCCCUGCGUCAAUGGCGGGAUCUGCACGGUGGUCAACAGCGAAGUGCAGUGUGAUUGUCGCCUCACCGGCUUCCAGGGCAAGUUUUGCAGUGAAGAAGAGCUCACGAUGGAAGGUCCAGCUCAUCUGACACUAAACAGCCAAGGGAAAGAGGAAUUCGUGGCGACCUUCAAAGGGAACGAAUUCUUCUGCUACGACCUUUCGCACAACCCCAUCCAGAGCAGCACCGACGAGAUCACCCUCUCCUUCCGCACCCUCCAGCGCAACGGCCUGAUGCUCCACACCGGGAAGUCGGCCGACUACGUCAACCUCUCGCUCAAGAGCGGCGCCGUCUGGCUGGUGAUCAACCUGGGCUCCGGCGCCUUCGAGGCUCUGGUGGAGCCCGUGAACGGGAAGUUCAAUGACAACAACUGGCACGACAUCCGUGUGACUAGAAACCUGCGCCAGCACGCAGGAAUUGGACACGCUAUGGUAAACAAACUGCAUUAUCUGGUGACUAUCUCCGUGGACGGAAUCCUGACCACCACCGGAUACACCCAAGAGGACUAUACCAUGCUGGGCUCGGACGACUUCUUCUAUAUUGGAGGGAGUCCCAACACGGCGGACCUCCCGGGGUCUCCCGUCAGCAACAAUUUUAUGGGAUGCCUUAAGGAUGUGGUCUACAAGAAUAAUGACUUCAAACUGGAGUUGUCCCGCUUGGCCAAGGAAGGGGAUCCGAAGAUGAAGAUCAACGGUGACCUGGUCUUCCGUUGCGAGAAUGUCGCCGCCCUUGAUCCGGUCACCUUUGAGUCACCCGAGGCCUACAUUUCCCUGCCCAAGUGGAACACCAAGAAGACCGGCUCCAUCUCCUUUGACUUCCGGACCACCGAGCCCAACGGGCUUCUCCUCUUCAGCCAUGGCCGGCUACAGCCGCCGAAGGAGAGCCGAUCGGAGCGCGUGCACAAGGCCGAUUAUUUUGCCAUGGAGCUUCUGGACGGCUACCUGUACCUGCUGCUGGACAUGGGCUCCGGGGGCAUCAAAAUGCGGGCCAGCACCAAGAAAGUGAACGACGGGGAGUGGUGCCACGUGGACUUCCAGCGCGACGGGCGCAAGGGCUCCAUCUCGGUCAACAGCCGCAGCACGCCCUUCCUGGCCAGCGGGGACAGCGAGAUUUUGGACCUGGACAGCGAGAUGUACCUGGGGGGUCUUCCCGAGAACCGCCUGGACCUCAUCCUGCCCCCGGAGGUCUGGACGGCCUUCCUGAACUACGGCUACGUGGGUUGCGUGCGGGACCUCUUCAUCGACGGCAAGAGCCGGGACGUGCGCCGCUUGGCCGAGGUGCAGAGCGUCUCCGGGGUCUCCAGCUUCUGCUCCCGGGAGACCCUCAAGCAAUGCGGCAGCUCCCCCUGCCACAACGGGGGCCUGUGCCGGGAGGGCUGGAACCGCUUCAUCUGCGACUGCCUGGGCACCGGCUACCUGGGCCGGCUGUGCGAGAGAGAGGCCACGGUGCUAAGCUACGACGGGAGCAUGUACAUGAAAAUCAUGCUGCCCACGGUCAUGCACACCGAGGCCGAAGACGUGUCCCUCCGGUUCAUGUCGCAGCGGGCGUACGGCUUCAUGAUGGCCACCACUUCCAAGGAGUCGGCCGACACCCUCCGCCUGGAGCUGGACGGGGGACAGAUGAAGCUCACGGUCAACCUAGACUGUGUCAGGAUAGGCUGUAACCCUAGUAAAGGGCCAGAAACACUCUUUGCUGGCCACAAGCUCAACGACAACGAAUGGCACACCGUCCGGGUGGUCCGGCGUGGGAAGAACUUGCAGCUCUCUGUGGACAACGUCACCGUGGAAGCAGGGCAGAUGGCGGGCGCCCACACCCGCCUGGAGUUCCACAACAUCGAGACGGGCAUCAUGACGGAACGGCGGUUCAUCUCCAUGGUGCCCUCCAACUUCAUCGGCCACCUGAGCAGCCUGAUCUUCAACGGGAUGCCCUACAUGGACCUCUGCAAGAACGGCGACAUCAGCUACUGCGAGCUGAACGCCCGCUUUGGCCUGCGCAGCAUCAUCGCCGACCCGGUCACCUUCAAGAGCAAGGCCAGCUACCUGGCGCUGGCCACGCUGCAGGCCUACGCCUCCAUGCACCUCUUCUUCCAGUUCAAGACCACGGCCACCGACGGGCUCAUCCUCUUCAACAGCGGCAACGGCAACGACUUCAUCGUGGUGGAGCUCGUCAAAGGGUACAUCCACUACGUUUUCGACCUGGGCAACGGGCCGUCGCUGAUGAAGGGGAAUUCGGACAAGCCAGUGAACGACAACCAGUGGCACAACGUCAUUGUGUCCCGCGACACUAACAACGUCCACACGCUGAAGAUCGACUCGCGCACUGUCACACAGCACUCCAAUGGCGCCCGCAACCUGGACCUCAAAGGGGAGCUGUACAUCGGAGGCUUGAGCAAAAGCAUGUUCAACAACCUGCCCAAACUGGUUGCCUCUCGGGACGGUUUCCAGGGCUGCCUGGCCUCCGUGGACCUCAACGGCCGACUCCCAGACCUCAUCGCCGACGCCCUGCACCGGAUCGGGCACGUCGAGAGAGGCUGUGACGGCCCCAGCACCACCUGUACGGAGGACUCCUGCUCCAAUCAGGGCGUCUGCCUUCAGCAAUGGGACGGCUACACGUGUGACUGUACCAUGACCUCCUACGGCGGCCCGGUGUGCAAUGACCCUGGCACGACGUACAUUUUUGGCAAAGGCGGGGCACUGAUUACCUAUAUUUGGCCCCCGAAUGACCGUCCCAGCACACGGGCUGACCGGCUGGCCGUGGGAUUCAGUACGCACCAGAAGAACGCAAUCCUGGUGCGGGUGGACAGUGCCUCUGGACUCGGCGACUACUUACAGCUGCACAUAGACCAGGGGACUGUGGGAGUCAUUUUCAAUGUGGGCACGGACGACAUCACGAUCGAGGAGAGCAACGCCAUGGUGAACGACGGCAAGUACCACGUGGUCCGUUUCACCCGGAGCGGCGGCAACGCAACGCUGCAGGUGGACAACUGGCCCAUCAACGAACGAUACCCGGCAGGGAACACUGAUAAUGAACGGCUGGCGAUUGCUAGACAAAGAAUACCGUAUCGACUCGGUCGAGUAGUAGAUGAAUGGCUACUCGACAAAGGUCGCCAGCUGACCAUCUUCAACAGCCAGGCCGCCAUCAAAAUCGGGGGCCGCGACCAGGGCCGCCCCUUCCAGGGCCAGGUCUCGGGGCUGUACUACAACGGGCUCAAGGUCCUCUCCUUGGCCGCCGAGAGCGACCCCAACGUGAAGGUGGAGGGCAACCUGCGGCUGGUGGGCGAGGUGCCGUCCGUCAUGACCACCGAGACCACGGCCACCACCUUGCUGGCGGACAUGUCCACCACCAUCAUGGAGACCACCACCACCAUGGCCACCACCACCACGCGGCGUGGCCGUUCGCCCACCAUGCGGGACAGCAUCACUCAGAAUUCAGACGACCUGCUGGUGGCUUCGGCCGAGUGUCCCAGCGAUGACGAGGACCUGGAGGAGUGUGAGCCGAGUACCGGAGGUGAAUUAGUCUUGCCCAUAAUAACCGAAGACUCGCUAGACACCCCUCCAAUCGCCACGCGCUCUCCUUUUAUUCCCCUGCCUCCCACCUUUGGCCCCUUCCUAACCGUAAUUGAGACCACCAAAGAUACAAUCUCCCUCCCGGCUCAGCCGAAGCCCCCCUGCCUGGCCGAACAAGACGACAGCGACUGCGAGGAAGGCAUCGAGGCCUCGGGGUACGCCUCCGGGGAGGUCUUCGACUCCAGCCUGCCCCCCACCGACGACGAAGACUUUUACACCACCUUCCCCCUGGUCACCGAUAGGACCCCGAUGGGCCGCCCUGAGGCAGGAGCUGCCAAAAAGCCCCACGGAUACCGCCCCAACCUUAGGACAGGAUUGCCGGGAUCUCCCUCCGGCCCAGACCUCCUCACCUCCUCCUCCACCACCUCUCCCACCCUGCUCCACCGCAUCCCCGCCGGCAAAAUGAACAACCGGGAGCCCUUCCGGCCCCACCCCGAACACUUCCCCCCUCUGGCCACUUCCUUCGAGCCCGACAAGCUCAACCGGCCCAAGUACCCCGUGAUAACCUCUUCCCCCGAUUUCCACAAUCUGCCCACAGCUAACCCCACCGACCCCGGGGAGAGGGGUCCCCCCGGCGCCGUGGAGGUCAUCCGGGAGUCCAGCAGCACCACCGGCAUGGUGGUGGGCAUCGUGGCGGCCGCCGCCCUUUGCAUCCUCAUCCUCCUCUACGCCAUGUACAAGUACCGCAACCGGGACGAAGGCUCCUACCAGGUGGACCAGAGCCGCAACUACAUCAGCAACUCGGCGCAGAGCAACGGCACGGUGGUCAAGGAGAAGCCGGCCGCGGCCCCCAAAACGGCCAGCAAAAGCAAGAAAAACAAAGACAAGGAAUAUUAUGUCUGAGGCCCCCCCCUGUCCUGCCCCCCCCAGAUCCCUGCGUGCACCAGAGAGAGACCCACACCCGAAGGCAGCACGCAGUGAGACUAUCCAGACAUGCAUCUCUUUCCCCCCCCCCUCAAAAAAACUUUUCUGGAGAGGAGACCUGCCCCAAUUGCCUCUCUGCCUCCUCCUCUUCCAGGGGAGGCAGCCGCUGUUCCAAACGGGCCCCGUGUCGCCCACCCUUUUGGGUUUGCUCAUCUUGUUCUCCUUUUGCGCCCUCCCCUCGCAGGAAGACACCCCCCCCAAACAAGCAACAAUAGAGAGAAAGACGGUGGAGGCGAGAAGCUUACAGGGCCCCCAAUCCCCUCCUUCCACCCUUGACCUCCCAACCCUGUAGGGUCAUCGUUGUCGUUCUUCCCCUAGGCAGACUUUAAAGGCAAGUGGAGCCUCCCCCCCCCGUUUGAAGGAGGGGCUGCCACUCGGCCGGAAGAGGGAUGGAUGGUGCCUGGACCGCACGAGGAGGCUUAAAAAGGGGUGGGGGGCCCAGAAACACAUACACACAUACACCCAGGUGGGACUACAGCCGGGAUGAUGCUUAGCCAGCCCCAGGCAGGCAGGCGGGCGGAUCGCGGUGCUCCCCCUCGGCAGAGCUUGGGCCCUUGAUGGAGGUGGAAGAAAUGGGGGUCCCUCCCUCCCUCUGACCACAACCCAACCACCCCCACCUACUCUGAAACAAAUCCCCAGCCAGACCCAGGUCCGAUGCCCGGACUGGUCAAAUGAGAAGGGGGACAGAGACCCCAAAUCCACCUCCUUGUCCUCCCUCUUCAAAAUGUGCCCUGGUUUAACCCCAGGCCUGGCCUGGCCAGCAGCCCCCCACCCCACCCCACCUUCUUCUCAUCCUUUAAGCUUUGAUUUCCUGGGAGGGCAGCCGAGAAGUGCCAAGAGAAAGCCAGGCACCAGAGCGAUGGCGGCCCAACCUCUCCCUGGGGGACACUCCUGAUCCCCCAAAAUCAACCGGAGGGUCCCGACUUGUUCCCCAAAAACGGGGCAGUUCCAAAUCAGUCUGGUUUUUUUUUUAAUAUAUUAAAAAGGGGGGGGGAUUUCUAAUAGGUUUGACGCCCAUAACUCCAUGCCAUUGUGAACCACGUCGGGGUGGCGCUGUGUCCCUCGUAGCCGAGCGGGACCGACGUUGCCCCGAGUUUUGUUUUGCGUUCGGAAGGAUUUCGACGCCCCGCCGUCAUCGGCCAUGCCUCCCGCCGUCGUCCUUCCUCCGUCUCCCUUCGGAAACAAGGUGCUAUAUUGUGUUCCUUUCUUUCCAAACGGUGUUAAAAGAAACGAGAAUGUCA